GUGACAACCACAGGGUCACUUUGUGUGCAAGCUGCUGCACUAGGAGGUCUGUGACGACCCUAAGAGCCUGCUGCUGCCAUGAUGAACGCACUGCACAAAUUCUUGCUUUUUCAUAUUCUGACAUGUUUCGGAGGAGAUGCACUCAGGAGUGAAAUCAUCAAUGGUAAAAAGUCUAAGCAGAAGUCGAUGCUGUAUAUGGCCUCGGUGCAGAACGACAAAGGUCAUGUGUGUGGAGGAUUCCUCGUCAGUGAGGACUUUGUAGUCACUGCUGCUCACUGUGACAACGAGAAUCCUACAAGUGUUGUUCUUGGCACCCACAAUCUGAAGAAGGUUGACAAUGAAACGAUGAGAUACACUGUGAAGAGGUGCAAACACCCAUCUUAUGUGGACAUUCAAUCGGGGAACGACAUCAUGCUCCUCAAACUGUCUAAGAAAGCUCGCCUGGGCAAAAAAACACAGAUUAAGCCAAUUCAACUUCCGAGUCGUGAAAUAAACCUGAAAGAAAACAAGAAGUGCCGCGUAGCUGGAUGGGGUUUAACGAGAACUCGCGGUGAAGUCGUGAAUGAUCUGGAAGAGGUGGAUGUCCCCAUCAUUAAGCUGGAGAAGUGUCAGAGGGUGUGGCAGAACAUGCUUCCUGCCAAAGUUAUCUGUGCAGGUGGAUAUGGCACAAAGAAAGGAUUCUGCCAGGGCGAUUCUGGCGGCCCUCUGGUGUGCAAUGGGAAGUUGGCGGUUGGUGUUGUUUCCUUUAACAAUGGAAAAAACUGUGACUACCCAGACGUGCCUAACGUCUAUACAGACAUAUCAAAGUUUCUUCCCUGGAUCAGAGAUAUUCUCAAGAAAAAGACCUCACUUGGGAGUGAAAUUAUAAAUGGCAAACGGGUCCCGGAGAAGUUAAUGCUGUAUAUGGCCUCAGUGCAGAACAGGACAGAGAGGCACAUAUGUGGCGGCUUCCUCAUCAGUGAAGACUUUGUGGUCACUGCUGCGCACUGCGACCGCCAGACACCUACAAGUGUUGUUCUCGGCACCCACAAUCUCAAGAAGGUUGAUAAUAAAACGAUGAGAUACGCUGUGAGGAGGUGCAAGCAUCCAUCUUUUGACAAUGAACGAUCUGGCAAUGACAUCAUGCUCCUCAAAUUGUCCAAGAAAGUUGAACUGGAUGAGAGAGUACAACCGAUUCCACUUCCAAAGACUAAGAUGAAAAUAAGAGAUAAAGCAAAGUGCCGUGUGGCUGGAUGGGGUUACAUGAGAACUGGUGGGAAAGCUGUUGAUGUGCUGCAAGAGGUGGACGUGCCUUUCAUCAACCUGGAGGUCUGUAAGGCAGAAUGGAGGAAAAUUCGAUUUGAACUUCCUAACACUGUCAUCUGUGCUGGUGGAUAUGACACAACCAAAGGAUUCUGUCAGGCCGAUUCUGGAGGUCCUCUGGUGUGCGGCGGGACGGCUGUUGGUGUCGUAAGACAAGUCAGUGGUCCUGCAGGCAUCAUGCAUCCUCUGCAAAAACAUCUGGUCUUUCUUGUUCUGACAUGUCUUGGACAAAACGCACUCGGGGGUGAAAUCAUAGAUGGGCAAAAAGCCCCGGAGAACUCGAUGCAGUACAUGGCCUCGCUGCAGGUCUACGGAGUUCACGUCUGUGGAGGAUUCCUCGUCAGUGAAGACUUUGUGGUCACUGCGGCGCACUGCGACAACCUGAAACCUACACAUGUGGUUUUUGGCACCCACGAUCUUAAGACAGCUGAUAAAAAAGAGAUAAGGAUUGAAAAGAAAUACAAAAACCCAUUUUAUGUGAAUGGACAAUAUGACAACGACAUCAUGCUCCUCAAACUGUCUGAGAAGGCUCAACUGAGCGAAAGCGUACAGACAAUCCCACUUCCCUGCUCUGAAAUAAACAUAAAAGAAAACCAGAUGUGCCAUGUGGCUGGAUGGGGUGCAAUUACAACUCGUGGUCCAACCGUUAACGAGCUGAGAGUGGUCAGCGUGUCUGUCAUUAAGCUGGAGCUCUGUAAGAAGCAAUGGUUCAGACUUCCUGACAAUGUCAUCUGUGCAGGUGGAUACGGAACAACCAAAGGUUUCUGUCAGGGUGAUUCUGGCGGUCCUCUGGUGUGCAACGGGAUGGCUGUCGGCAUCGUGUCUUUCAACAAAAACUAUAACUGCAAAUAUCCGGACGUACCCAACGUCUAUAUGGAUAUCUCAAAACACCUUCCCUGGAUAAACAGCAUCCUCAAAGGCGUGAAGUGUCAUGAGUAAAAGUCCUGCAUAAAGUUUCAGUAUACGUUCACUGCAAUAUGGAGGUAUUGAGGCGUCUCCGCUUGCUCUGUCAGCGUGACUGAAAUCUUAAAUAAAACUGCAUUUCAAAUAUCACGUUUAAUUUUCUUUUCUACUAACUUGCCAAUUAACCAGAGGUGGAACCAGAGGCGGGGCCAUCCCUGAUUACAGAUGACUGAACCUAACAGGCUGUCCCGCCCACAACACUGUGCAUUACCUUCAUGCUGAUCUGUGCCUCUCUGUGGUUCAGUUUCUUCAAGUUACUCACACAAACUGAAGCAAGAAACGCUGAUUCCUCAGCUUAGAGAUAAUUACUUUUAACAAUGUUUUAAGUAGCGUGUGUGUAAAGACUGCUUUGCGUGGCUGAGCUGUUGUGGUGUUAUAUAUUUUACACAAAGCAAAAAU
Molecule: messenger RNA, 2664 nt
Organism: Chelmon rostratus (copperband butterflyfish)
Lineage: Eukaryota; Metazoa; Chordata; Actinopteri; Chaetodontiformes; Chaetodontidae
Exons: 14
Coding region: 79-2241 (720 amino acids)
Biological process (GO): proteolysis
Molecular function (GO): serine-type endopeptidase activity
Source: RefSeq, a predicted model, not a curated record